Anguilla rostrata (American eel) is the source of this 2377-nucleotide messenger RNA. RefSeq names its product small integral membrane protein 45-like. Lineage: Eukaryota; Metazoa; Chordata; Actinopteri; Anguilliformes; Anguillidae. The record is from RefSeq and is a predicted model, not a curated record. The transcript has 3 exons. Bases 1449 to 1655 code for a protein of 68 amino acids.
UCUUGAAGGGUACAACAGCAGUGUCCUAUGGGAGUCAAACCUGCAGUCUUGGAGCUGUAGGCCCAGUCCUCUAAUCAUUAAGCUGCACUGCCACUGCUGUGAUUAUCAUUUACUGUAUUCGUUUCAGGCCAUUGCAUUCAGAUACCGCAAGUGCCAACUUAGAAGAGUUUAUACAAGCACGUCAGCACCCACAGGCCAGCUGCAAGAUGUCACUGGUGCCAGGGAAAUGACACUAUUAUUCUUCUCCUUAUUAUUAAUAAUUCCAAUGAUGAUUGAUGAUGAUGAUAAUAAUUUAUUAUUAUUAUUAUUAUUAUUUUAUUAUUAUUAUAAAGGUAGUGCAGUGGGUAGUACUGUUUCCUCACAGCAGGAUGGUUCUGGGUUCCCCUCUCGGGGUACUCUGGUUUCUUCCCACAUUCCAAAGACAUGCAGGUCAAUUGGAGAGUCUAAAUUCCCCCCAGGGGUGAGCGUGAAUGCCCUGUGAUGGAUUGUCGUUACUGCCUUUUGCCCUGUGCAUUCUGGGAUAGGCUCCCACCCCCUACAACCCUCAGCAGGAAUAAGCGGGUUAGUCGAUGGAUGGAUGGAUGGAUGGAUAGAUGGAUAGAUAUAUAUAUUUUUUUCUUACUGAAGUGUGUCACUUUUCACUUUAAACUGAAAUGUACUGAAAUGUACUGGGGAGAAAACUUAUGUUUUGAGCACCCUUACAUUCUCCAGGUUGAUUGCUUAAGUGGCUGAAUUUUAACUGGCUGGAUUUUUGCUGGUUGAGACAGUGCCCCUCCCUGCUGUCCUGUGCCCUGCAGGGGGGCGGAGCAGAGGGCCCGUGUGUCCCUCUCGCCCUUAGUAAAGUAGGUCAGCCGUGACACGCGCGGCUCCCUGGACGUCGUCGCACGUUAGCUCAUUAGCGAGCGAGGCCGGGACUCUGAGUCUGCAGCGGUCUGCGGGGGAUGUGCUGUUCCAUCUUCCCCUCGCAUCCCACCAUUUACACUGACUCGAUGUCUGCCAUUUCCAACGCCGUUAAACGAACCAGAAGCGAACCAACCUGGCAGUGUGCAGAGUAAAUGCCAGCGUGGCCUUACUCUCCUUGAAGAUUUGAGGGGGGAGGGGAGGGGAGGGGAUGGUUAUAUAAAGCUCCCUUCCUCUCCUACUCCCUUCAGCAUCAUCGAACCGGUCUCCAUGGAAACCCCUCCUACCCCCCCCCCCCCCCCACUCCAGACAAGACGUCAUCCACAGCAGGACAAACCUGUGUGCAAUUCAACAUUGUAGCACGUUGAAAAAAUACCCUCGCUUUUUAGCUGUUUGUAAAAAAUUUUACUCCGUUUUUUGGAUUCGUUUGGCUACCCUUGGAUACUGUGGACGUGCAUGAGGACGACACUGCAACAGACGUCACUGGGUGUCCUUGUGAAUUAUCUGCGGCAGUUUUACACUUCCUACAGCUCCACAACUGCAGAAGCAUGCCUUGGUUGUUCCUGGACUGGUUUGUUCCCGUGUACCUGCUUGUGUCGGUCCUCGUUUUGGCGGGUUUCGGUGCCUGUCUGUACUUUCUGGAGCCGGGACUACAGGACGCACACAAGUGGAGCUCUCAGUCGGCACACCGUCGCCCUCUAGUGGCGAACGAUGAGAACUGCUGUAAAGACGACGAUAACAAUGCGCUGAUUUAACCGUAGCGAAGAUCAGUUGAAAAUGCUGUACACACGCUGUACUCACUGCCUGGACUGGACAAGACACCUUCAGUAUUCAGACCCUUCAGGGAGAACAGGGUUGAAGGCAUGAAACGAUGUCAGGAGUGUAUGAAAGAACAGGGCUCAUCACAGUAAACUCUUAGAACAACGAGACCACAUUGCAGUGCCAUUGACCUGAAAAAGAAAGAGAAGUUAAACGUAAUCUCUAUCGUAACAAAAUCAAGUAUACUUUUUUAAAAAGUAGUUGAAUUUUUACUGGUCAUAACUGUGCCAAAUCUGUGCUACAUUUCUACACUGGUUAAGUCUAGAACAUAUUGUCCAAGUAAAUGCUUUUAAUUUGAAAGUUCAUAAUGGUAUUUCUGUCCCGGCUUAUCUCUAAGUCUGUCUUGCAUGGGAUAUGAACAUGAUGAUAAUAGAUAUCCUGGAUCUUAGUAAUAAAACUGAUAUGACUGUGCUCGUGUACCAAAUCUAUGUGUUUCCCUCUUUUUGUUUUCAAAUCAACACCAAUAAAUGGACAUGAGAUGCCUGAAUGAAAGACUGAUUAAGAUUUUUUUGUUUGUUUAUCAUUUAAAGAAACAUAUGCUGUUUGUCAUCAAAUGUAAUUUGACAAUAUACAGAUGUUGUACUGUGGGGAAAAUGCUUUGUACAUGCACACUGCGCACUGUGGAAGAAGCAUAAUAAAAUGCAUUAUUUUACCAUCA